AUGGAAGGCCCUACCGGAGAGCUGUACAGCUGCGUGACAUGUCGCCGCCCGGAUUCAGCGCAGAGCAUGGUCGCUUGUGACGAGUGUUCCCAAUGGCAACAUUAUGGAUGCGCCGGUGUUACGGCUACAAUAGCCGAUCGAAGCUGGCUCUGCUGCAGAUGCGUAGCUAGUCACAACGCAGUUAAUUCGACUCAAACCGGCAACGUAAACUCGCCCGAAGCACGCACAACAUUUGCUUCUGCUCGCGCGGCCGAUCGUGAUGAUAAUACCACCGGUCCAAUUAGUGGGAGACAGGACGAUCGAAAUUUCGGAAGACUUCAAUCCUCGUCUAAUUCGAAUGCCGGAUCAGUCGUCUCAGUCAAUGCUAUUGCUCAUCUUCGUUUGAGGCACCUGAAAGAGCAAAAGGAUUUGGAGGAUCAAAAAGCGGAACGGGAUCGCGAAUUUCUUGCUAGAAAGCAGCAGCUAGAAGCAGAAAUAGCUCUGGAAGAGCUCAAUGAAGGAUGUGAUCGUAGCGUAGGAGGAAAAAGUCAUCGAAGUAUCGCCGGUUGGGUGGAACAACAAUGCGGAUUCGUGCAUACUUCUACCCCAGUCCAGCAGAAACCCGAGACAGUGGCUCCAAGUGCGAACCCACAUCCCGCCAUCCAACAGCGAGAGGAGCGGCAAAGAAUGCAAGCAAUAAUUCAAUCAGGUCAACAGAUUCAACCAAGCACUGCGCCAAAACAAGCAGAGAUUCCAGUAAGAAAUCCUCCCCCAGCUAUAGCACCGGGCCCAAGGAGCAAUUAUCUUGAUUCGAAUCCACGUUUUCCGCCAGUGGCUCAGAAUCCAGUUCCACCUGUACCAGUGAAUCCGCUAACAUUGCCACCGCCGAGCUCGUCGCAGUUCCCUGGAUUUCCAGUGAUGAAUAACCCCUACGGGACGAUGUAUUUUCCAAAUAUUCCUGACAUGCCGUCAUCUGGUGCUGAUUAUCAGUUUGCGCACCCUCAGGGAGGAGUCUUUAUCAACAACCCAGUCAGGCAUCCGAACUUUGGUUUGAAUGUACAGCCGUGUGCUUGGCAAGCAUCCGAGCAGCACCCGCCUACAGUUCCACCAACAGUGUCAGCAGAUUUGGGUAAAGGAUUUCCUCAUGCUACAGGUCGCAUGAUUACGCCACAGCAACUGGCGGCGCGUCAA
This is a messenger RNA of Uranotaenia lowii, 1170 nucleotides long. RefSeq names its product actin-binding protein WASF2-like. NCBI's taxonomy places the organism in Eukaryota, Metazoa, Arthropoda, Insecta, Diptera, Culicidae. The record is from RefSeq and is a predicted model, not a curated record. The transcript has a single exon. The annotation marks the transcript as partial.